UUUAAGGCCAACCAGCAAUUUCAAGAAGCUUCUGAAUUUACUUAUGCAGACUUUCCAACACAUUGGGUAUAUAAUAAACAACACAAAGAAUGGAAACCACGACAAAAAGGAAAUACUAUAGGGCGAAU
Messenger RNA from Racocetra persica, 128 nucleotides. Lineage: Eukaryota; Fungi; Glomeromycota; Glomeromycetes; Diversisporales; Gigasporaceae. The record is from the annotation of a GenBank genome assembly.